Messenger RNA from Frieseomelitta varia, 4247 nucleotides. RefSeq names its product ubiquitin carboxyl-terminal hydrolase CYLD (gene CYLD). The record is from RefSeq and is a predicted model, not a curated record. Gene Ontology annotation, biological process: protein K63-linked deubiquitination. Gene Ontology annotation, cellular component: cytosol. The coding region runs from base 296 to 2650 and encodes 784 amino acids. NCBI's taxonomy places the organism in Eukaryota, Metazoa, Arthropoda, Insecta, Hymenoptera, Apidae. Gene Ontology annotation, molecular function: cysteine-type deubiquitinase activity; K63-linked deubiquitinase activity. The transcript is spliced from 11 exons.
UUGUUAAAUACCCUACAUAGAUUGACAGUCAAGGUACAUACUUCUACUUGAAUUUGAUUGUUACAAAUGGGAUAUCCGUUCGUAUGCUGCAAACAACAUUUCUUUAUAUUUCUGCUGAAUACUCGUGAAUCUUGGUAAUAAGUUAAGUAACAUAAAUAUGAGGCUUCUAUUUGUCUAAUUUGGCUUAAAACAAAAACCGAGCAAUGAUCGAGAUAAAUGUCACAUAUUACCCGCGUGUUCCGUACAUGUUCUGUCUGUUAAAUCGUUCUGUUACCAUGCUCGUCAGCGAUUAAUUAUGGAAAAACGAAAUUCCAGUAAUAAAGAGGACCGUCAGGCCUCGCAGUAUUUUGUUGCCAAACAGAAUACCAUUCUGAAGCGUAUGUCUAGCGAAUGCGACAAGAGUGUCAAUACGUUGCGUCUCGGCAUGCUGGUGGAAGCUGUCGAAGAUUUGGGGGACAGUGCGCUUAAAGUACGCGUAAUUGAUACAACAGGAUCUGAAAUUUGGCGCGGCACCGAAUGGCAAUGUCACAAAUUUGAUCUAAUUCCCGUUACGUCAGAAGUAUGGAAAUUUCUGCCUGCUAUUUCAGUGCCUCAAGAGAGGGUUCGUUUGGCAAAUUACAAACACCUGUGCGAAGAACUCCUGAGUUUAGGAGUGAAUGACACUGUCUGGUACUGCGUUGAUUCCCUGGGAUGCACAAAAUAUUUAGCUAUUAUUAAAUAUAUUGGACCUGUGCCACAACUCGGGCAAGGAUAUUAUUUCGGCCUUGACUUAUUGGAUGGCGACGAACCAUCUAAGACAGCUUUACUGAGUAAAGAGUAUUUUGUUUCUACCCACUCUGAGGGAAGAUUUGCUACACUGAGUAACAUUUUCCCUUUAAAACCUGGAGGUCCUACAGGCCUUGCAAAACCAGAUAAAAAUUUUUGCGUGAAAAGUGAAGCAAGCAAUAAUUGUACAAAUGACAAGAAAAAGUCUGUAUUAGAUACAAUACCGCCUGUCCUGUUGGAAAGAUUUACUCUGUAUGAUGAUAAUAAAAACAAUAAUAGAGACCAAAGGUCUACAUCAAAAGAAUACCAUCAGUCAGUAAAAUCAGCAACACAUGAAAAUGACAGCAAUGUAACUAAAAGUACCAUCAUCCAUGGUAACACACCUGAAAAGAACGAAAAUAAAAAAUUUGGCCGAACAGAAAAUGUAGAUUUAAUUGUGGGUUCAAAUGUGAAGGUACUUUUGGAUUCUGAUAUACACUAUGGAAUUAUUCGUUGGAUUGGAACUCCUUCUGGUAUUACGUCUGGUAAAUUAAUGGCAGCUGUGGAAUUGGAUGAUAGUCACCCAUCUGGUACUGAUGGAACAUAUAAAGAUGUAAGAUAUUUCCAUUGUCUGCCUUACAGAGCUAUUUUCACGGAUCUUGAUCAAUGUUCACGAUAUGAUACCAUGGCAAAAAUCGAUAAUCCAACAACAUCACUAAGUACAGAUAAUUUCGGAAAUAUGGAAAGCUCUGUUAUCAUCGGUAUGGUACGACCUAUUUCCGUAAAAGGAAAUUUAGAAAGUAUUUGUGGGAAAUAUCGGGGGAUCCAAGGUCAUCAUAAUUCAUGUUAUUUAGAUGCUACUCUUUUCAGCAUGUUUACAUUUACUAGCGUUUUUGAUAAUCUUUUAUUUAGACCACCGAAUGAAAAGGAUUGUCCUCAAUAUGAAGAAGUACAAAGAGUAUUACGUGAAGAAAUUGUAAAUCCGCUUAGAAAAAAUAUGUUUGUAAGAGCAGAUCGAGUAAUGAAACUCCGAACUUUACUUGAGAAGCUAUCAUCUGUAUCCGGGCUUACUAGUGAAGAAAAAGAUCCUGAAGAAUUUUUGACAUCACUGGUUGCCCAAAUUUUGAAUGCUGAACCAUUUCUUAAAUUAAGUUCUGGCCAAGAUGCAUAUCAUUAUCAACUUUUUGUUGAAAAAGACGAUCAUUUAAAUCUUCCAACUGUUCAACAAUUAUUAGAACAGAGUUUUCUUACAAGUAAUAUAAGAUUGAAAGAAGUUCCUUCGUGUCUUAUUAUACAAAUGCCACGAUUUGGUAAAUCAUUCAAGAUGUAUCAGAAAAUUCAACCUACAUUGUUACUUGAUGUAACAGAUAUAAUCGAAGAUUCUCCAAGACAAUGUACCGUUUGUGGAAAGUUAGCGGAAUACGAAUGUAAAGAGUGCUAUGGACAAUGUGGCGUUGGACUCGAAAGCAUUGCCUUCUGUUUGCAAUGUUUAGAAAAGGUGCAUCGACAUGAACGAAGAACAAAUCACGAACCAAAGAAACUUAUAGUACCAAUGGAGUUUGCUAUUUUACAAGAACAUUGUCCAGUUCCACGAUUAUAUCUGGAAUUAUCAGCAGUGGUUUGCAUUGAAACCUCCCAUUAUGUAUGUUUCGUAAAAUGUGGUUCUGGUUCGGAAGCACCAUGGUGUUUCUUUGAUUCUAUGGCUGAUAGAAAAGGGGAACAAAACGGUUACAAUAUACCGGAAAUGGUUCCAUGUCCAGAUUUUCCAUAUUGGCUAAGUGAAGAAGGUGGAAAUUAUCUAACUGAACUAACGGAUGAUCGUCAUCUGCCGGAGCAUGCAAAACGACUGUUAUGCGAUGCAUAUAUGUGCAUGUAUCAAUCUCCUGAUGUUAUGAUGUACAAAUAAGUUAAAUUGCCUGAUAAUUUAGGUAAGUUAGGUUUAAAGUUACUACUUAAUGAAAAUAGGCAUGAUGUUUGUGCUUGCUGCUUUAUUUAUUUCAUGUAUAUUAUAAAGAUUUCGUGUCACUAAGAACGAGAGAUAAAGAAAAUAUCAAUGCAUAACUGAAUUAUGUCAGUUUAUAACGUUUAUUCAAAUCUACAUUUGACAGACAAACAUGUAAUCUUAAGGAAACUAAGAUUAUAUGUAAUACAUAUAUAUUAUAGAAAUCAUUUGAAAAUCACUGUUUUUAGUCAAAAACUAGUAAUCUAACUCGAAUAUAAUGCUGUUUUUUAAAUUCACAAGAUAUAUGUAUACAUGUAUAUAUUUAUUAGUGACAUAAAAUUAAAUUUUCCACGCUAUGAAAGUUAUAGUAAAAUCUACUAUACUAUUGUAAAAUUUAUACAUAUUGCACGAUCUGAUAAUUAGUUUCUUAGCAGUAAAUUCAAAAUAUUGAACUAAAAACUUUAUAAUUCACAAAACUGGGUAUUUGUGUAUCAAUACGUACAUUAAGAUCGUGUAUAUUAAAAGUAAUAUAUGAAACAUAAACAAUUUUAUAUGGAAAGCUUAUUUAAAACAUUAAGAAUAUCAUAGAUUGAUUUUUAUAGCAAAGAGCAUAAACAGUUAAUAAAUUUUUUGUAACUUAAAAAUAUAAUGACUAGGAUUCAAAAGUUAAUGUUGCACUUUUAGAUCUAUCGUUGCUCUAAUAAUUUUUUACUUCUAUUUUAUAAUAUCAAAUUAGAUUUAUUUUAAUUUCCUUAUUACUAUCAUCAUAAUAAUUAAUACAAUGUUUUAACAAAGCAACUUAGUACAACACCAAUUAUCGUUACAAUAAUUCUGAAAAAUUCUAACGUUAGUUUUAACGGAGCAACUUAGCACAACAUCAAUUUAAAAUCCACUAAGUUUGUUGCUUUUUUUUAUAUAAAUGAUAAUAAGGGUUUUUCUGAUAUUAUAAAUUUGAACAUUUCACAUAGAAAAAAAGCUGAUUUUUAGGCUUAUAAAAAUUUGAUUACUAUGCAGCAGAUUUAUAUGUUUAAAAUAUCUUGGAUAAUAAUGUGUAUAUAAAAAUUAUAAAUUCAUACGGAAAAUAAUAUGAUUCUAAGUUCUUAUAGUAUUGUUCUUCUGUUUGAUUCUUUGUUCAUUAUAAUUACGUUUCGAUAUUGUACAAAAGAGAAAUUGAGAAACAAAAUAAUUAAAUUCUCUAUUGAGUCUGAAAUAAAUGUCGCUGUAAGUGAAACGAAAUGAAAUAAUUGUAAAAUUCGAAAUAUAUCACUGUACAUAAUAAUUUAUGUACAAUAGUGCCGCGUUUAUUAACCAUAGCAAAUUAUAUUUAGUUAAUUUUCAAGAAAAGUAUACUUCUAGAAAACUAUUUCUCUAUUGAAUGUGAAUGGGAUAUGGAUAUUUGAUACGUUUGUUUAUUUUAAUUACGUAACGUCAGAAGUUUCACGAAGCAAGUUCCAAGAACUGGUAGUGGCGGUUAGUUAGACGUAACACUACUGUAAUAGAAGAAAUUUAAUGUUCAUUUAUGUCCCUGUAUGGCAGAACUAAUAAAGAUAAAGUUUGUAAA